This is a messenger RNA of Gadus macrocephalus (Pacific cod), 2623 nucleotides long. Its product is annotated as tubby protein homolog. Gene Ontology annotation, cellular component: cilium. NCBI's taxonomy places the organism in Eukaryota, Metazoa, Chordata, Actinopteri, Gadiformes, Gadidae. The transcript is spliced from 13 exons. Gene Ontology annotation, biological process: protein localization to cilium. The coding region runs from base 101 to 1756 and encodes 551 amino acids. The record is from RefSeq and is a predicted model, not a curated record.
ACACGACUGAUUCAACCCCAGGACUUCUUUAUGGACCAGGAGAUCCCUUUAGCCCCUUAUUGGAGACCAGGAGACAUUGUCAUUGACUCUAAACCAAGCCAUGGAGGAGCCCGGGAUCCGGAGCCAGAAGCUGGACAACCAGCGGUCGGUCCUGAUUAAGAAGCAGCAGAAGAAGCGGGCCGACACCCAGAUGGUGAAGGCCAAUAGCGACACUCGACCCAAGAACCGCAAACACAAGCCCCGCCCCUCGGAUGACACAGCACUGCUGAUCAGCCAAUCACAGAGCAACACUUCACUGAGUGAAGACUUCCAGGUGGAGCACGCCCACGACAACCCGCUGGAGGAGAUCCGCCUGGGGUCCCGUGGCGUCACCACCACCAUGACCGCCGACGAGGGGCCCCCCUGCGCCCCCGGGACCUGGACCCUGGAGGGGGCCCGGGAGGCGGGGCCUCAGCAGGAGGGGGAGGAGGACGGAGGGCGGGGGGAGGAGAUGAACACCAAGAAGAAAGCCGGGAAGAAAGCCAAAGGGUUGCAGCCAAGCGAGAUAGAAGAGAGAGAGAAGAACAAGAGGAAGGAGAAGAAGAGCAAGAAGAAGGAGACGGAGGGCCGAGGAGCGACCUUUGACCCCGAGCAGGAAGGCAAAGAGCCCACGAGGGGAGAAGAGAAAGAACUCUUGGAGCCCCUAGACACCGCGACGGAUUCUGUGGUGGGAUUUGCGACGGCCGCAGACGACAAAACGAGUGACAGUGAAGAGAAGAGCUGCCCACCCGCCCCUCGGAAGAAACAGCAGCUCUCCACAUCCAGGUGCCAAAUAAGCGACGACAAGAGUGAUGACCAAGCAGAGGUUCCUGAGGGAGAAAGAACUCUGAAGAAGAAGAAAAAAGAAGAAAAGAAGAAAAGUCUGGCCUUGCUGAACUCCAAUCCCAGGGGGGGGUCAUCGGCGUCCGGCUCCGUGGAGAGGUGCACCUCCCCCGUCUCCCAGGAGGACCUGCUGGGGUUCGCCCUGAACCCGGCCCCCAGGGAGCAGACACUGCAGUGCCGGAUAACCAGGGACCGGAGGGGCGUGGAGAAGGGCAUGUACCCCACCUACUACCUGCACCUGGAGAAGGAGGACGGCAAGCGGGUGUUUCUGAUGGCUGGCAGGAAGAGGAAGAAAUGCAAGACAUCCAACUACCUCAUCUCCAUCGACCCCACGGACCUGUCUAGAGAGACUCACAGCUACAUCGGAAAACUCAGGUCCAACAUUCUGGGCACAAGGUUCAGCGUCUACGACGGAGGGGAGAACCCGGAGAAGAAGCCCUUCGUCAAGGAGUGUGAAUCGGUUCGGCAAGAGCUAGCAGCCGUUUGCUAUGAGAAGAACGUUCUCGGCUUAAAGGGUCCCAGGAAAAUGACGGUCAUCAUUCCUGGCAUGCUGGCAAACGACGAGCGAGCGUGCAUCCGCCCAAAGACCGACACCGAGACGCUACUGGUUCGCCAUGACAACGGGAACACAGACAACCUGGUGACGCUGGUCAAUAAAUCCCCCAGCUGGAACGAGCAGAGCCAGUCCUACGUGCUCAACUUCCACGGCCGCGUCACCCAGGCCUCCGUCAAGAACUUCCAGAUCGUCCAUCCAGAUAACGAGGACUACAUCGUGAUGCAGUUUGGCCGGGUGGCGGAGGACGUGUUCUCCAUGGACUACAGCUUCCCGCUGUGUGCCCUCCAGGCCUUUGCCAUCACACUCUCCUCCUUCGAUGGCAAACUGGCCUGUGAGUAGGAGUAGGAAAGGGGCUUUUCACCUGGUCUCCACCCGUCUCCACCUGGUCUCCACCCGUCUCCACCUGGUCUCCACCUGGUCUCCACCUGGUCUCCACCCGGUCUCCACCCGUCUCCAGCUGGUCUCCAGCUGGUCUCCACCUGGUCUCCACCUGGUCACCACCCGUCUCCACCUGGUCUCCACCCGUCUCCACCUGGUCUCCACCCUGUCUCCAACCGUCUCCACCCGUCUCCACCUGGUCUCCACCCGUCUCCAGCUGGUCUCCAGCUGGUCUCCACCUGGUCUCCACCUGGUCACCACCCGUCUCCACCUGGUCUCCACCCGUCUCCACCUGGUCUCCACCCUGUCUCCAACCGUCUCCACCUGGUCUCCACCUGGUCUCCAGCUGGUCUCCACCCGUAUCCACCUGGUCUCCACCCGUCUCCACCUGGUCUCCAGCUGGUCUCCACCUGGUCUCCAACCGUCUCCACCUGGUCUCCACCCGUCUCCACCUGGUCUCCACCUGGUCUCCACCCUGUCUCCACCUGGUCUCCACCUGGUCUCCACCUGGUCUCCACCCGUCUCCACCUGGUCUCCACCUGGUCUCCACCCUGUCUCCACCCGUCUCCACCUGGUCUCCACCUGGUCUCCACCUGGUCUCCAGCUGGUCUCCACCCGUCUCCACCUGGUCUCCACCUGGUCUCCACCUGGUCUUCAGCUGGCGCCUCAUCGUUUGGUGGGACUCAUGGGUCAGGGUCCAGGUCUUAAAGAGGACCAGGACUCAUGGGUCAGGGUCCAGGUCUUAAAGAGGACCAGGACUCAUGGGUUAGGGUCCAGGUCUUAAAGAGGACCAGGACUCAUGGGUUAGGGUCCAGGUCUUAAAGAGGA